Messenger RNA from Anastrepha obliqua, 3440 nucleotides. RefSeq names its product A-kinase anchor protein 1, mitochondrial (gene spoon). The record is from RefSeq and is a predicted model, not a curated record. Gene Ontology annotation, molecular function: RNA binding. Bases 222 to 2000 code for a protein of 592 amino acids. Lineage: Eukaryota; Metazoa; Arthropoda; Insecta; Diptera; Tephritidae. The transcript is spliced from 5 exons.
AUUGGAAAAUUCGUACGCCGGCCAUAUUGUUAUUGUGUGCAUGAAAGAAAAUACUCUAGACACGUGUUUAAAAUCGCGAUUUUUUCGUGAAGAUUACAGAAGAACUAACAAAAUUUAGAAAGCAACCCUAAAGUGUAUUAUUAAGAGCGUCAUAUUAGCUUCGAGGAGCUGAAUAUAAUCGUUUUUUAUUGUAUUUAUUAAGUUUCCAAUAUUCAACGAAAAUGGUAUCUCGUCCACUUCUCUAUAUGUCGUUGCCGGGAGUAGUAUUUAUUCUCGGAGUAUUUUGGUAUCGGCGUCGUAAUAAAAACCGUGAAAUCGGAGAUACAUCGGCGGGACAACCAGACACAUUGAAUAAACCACUUUCAGACGAAUUACCAACACAUAAAAUAGAUAUAAAUUGCUCGCGAAGCAAGUCAAAUCCAUUACCAAGUGAUUCAGUCAACAUAAAUAAUAAAAAUCCAGACGAGGAGGAGAGCCCAACAGUUAGACUUUUUGGUAAAUCAGCUCCCAUAAAAAUUGUUCAAAAUUCCAGGGGAUCUCCAGUUAAACAGCAGCAGGUUAAUUCUGAGGUUCUAAAAAGCAAAAUACAAGACGCUGAAAAUAAGGUGCUUCGUUCAAUUGACGAAGAUUUUGAAAAUUUGUCAUCGCCAAUUGAUUUGCCAGAUUCGUUUAAUAAAAGAAUCGCAUUUUAUUCCCGGAACGUCAACUGCAAAAACGAUGCUCCUGUUGUAAUUAGGGCUACUCGCACACCAAAAAUAUCACCGGAAAACUCUUUUCUUGAAAGUAAAUAUACCAAAGAGAGCGAAGAAAAUAACAAUUUAAAACCAAUAGAAAGUGUUAUAAAGGAAAGUAAAGAAGGGAAGCAACAAGAACAACCAAACCAAUCAUCAUCGAUCAUACAGCAGGAAAGUGAACAACAACCAAUCCUUCAGCAAAACUGUAUGGAAGGGGCGACAGUCAACGCUACAAGUCAAGAUAUAGGUGCCACUGACAAUGACAAGCGUGACGUAGAUGCUGCUAGUCCAUCAUUGAGUUUAUGUAGCGUUCAAUCAGGCGAUUCGGGAAAAGGCUCAAGCCUGCCACGUUCUGAAGCAAAUCGUGCCAAAACUACAUACGAGUUCUUCUUCCCAAAUAGUUUUGUUGGUCAUUUAUAUGGCAGGAAGCAUUCAUUCAUAAACCAUAUUAAAGUUAAAACCUCAGCAAAUGUAGUUAUAAGCAAAACAAAUUACGCCGGAAAAUUCGUAUGCAUAUGUACCAUUGAGGGCUCUGAGAGCGAAAUCAAAUCAGCUUUGGCAAUGAUAAGACAGCGCCUGCCCGCAAAACGCUACCCUAAUUUUACAAUGCAAAGAAUACACUUUGCCCCUCCUCAAACUGUAGUUCCUUUAUCUACCGAAAGUUUACUUAAUCUACAGCUUAACCUUAUCGAAGGCAUUAAUAAUGAUGUACUUGUAACUGCUGUCGUAAAUGGCGCACAUAUGUUCGUACAACAUCCUUUACAUCCCUCACAUCCUUCUCUAGCUGUUCUUCAGAAAUGUUUGUAUGAUAGCUACACCGGUAGUGAAGCACCUUUGCUUCCAGGUAUCGAAAUUAAUGCUGUUUGCGUACUGCCAGUAAAUGGGAUUUGGUAUAGAGUUCAAAUCGUCGAGCAAGACUGUGAGGAUGAGCAACGUUGUGUGGUUAAAUUUUUAGACUUUGGAGGCUAUAUGAAUGUACAUUUCAAUGAAUUGCGGCAAAUUAGAUCAGAUUUUAUGACUGUGCCAUUCCAAGCUACAGAAUGUAUUUUGUCUAAUGUGGAACCAAUAGAUUCCAUUCGGUCAGAAGCAGCAGACAUUUUGUGUCAACUAACCAAAGGAAUUGUUUUACAAGCACAAGUAGCGGGAUACAAUAGUCAUAACAUACCAGAAAUUUAUUUGUUUGUUUGCUUAAGUCCAAAUAAUGUCAUCUUCAUAAAUAAAGAGCUUGUAGCUAGAAAUCUAGCUAAGUGGGUUGAGCGAGACUGAUUGAAAGGAGUGUAAAGUUUAUUAAAACUACUAGUACAGAAGCUGCAACUAUCAUCUAAUUCAUUUUUAAAUAUUUAAAAGAACAAAAACAUCGCUCUUUAACAAUUUAGAAAUAGUAAAUGUAUUUCAUUAGUUAAGUUAUGAUAGGGUAUACAAGAAAUCAACAGUAAGAGUUGUGAAAAUUUAAGGGUCAUUGUAGCAUUCUGCUAUACAAUAUGCUAUACGCAUUAGUCAUUUGUGUCAAGAGAAUGACCCUGUUGUAAAUAUAGAGCAAAUUAAAAUAUUCGCCUAAGGUGCGAUGAGAGUAAUAUAAAUAGUACUAUAGCAAGCAAUAGAAGGCUCGUAUUAUUUCUGCCGGACAAAAGUUUAACAUAAACACUUGUACAUAUAAUAUUCAUAUUCAAAUAUUAUUUAUGUAGUAUAUUUUUACGCCUCUUAUCGAUGCAUAAAUACCAUAUGUUAAAAUCAUAUAUCUACGUAUAUUUUUUUACCAAACUUAGAAGGAGGUGAAUAAAAUAAAUUUUUUUUAUAAAUUAUGGAAAGGCAUUUUGAUGCAAAUUUCUUAGGGAAAUUUUAUAAAUGUUACAUAAUUUCUUAAAUUUGUAGUAGUAAGAUUAACUCGAUUCUACUAUUUAAAAAGCAAAAUUUCAUUAACUUUAACUUUUGAUUUGUAUUGAUCAGCUGUCCGUUGGCAUUUCAUACUAACUGCCUUUUACUACUUCACUUAUUUUUGAGCAUAUUAUAUUCUAUUCGGGAUGAAAAUGCGUCAAAAUGCCUUCUAUUUUAUAACCCAAAUUUAUACUUGAAUACAAAAUAUUACAAAUUAAAAUAGUUAGGUUUCCAUAAGUAACACUAUAAGCUUUUUAAGUACAGAUAAGUAUGCUAAAUGUUUAUAAGUCAUCGUUCUCUUAUUCUUUAUAAUGUAAUAUUUAUUUUGCACUUAUGUAAUGACCAACAGGUAUGUUUUUACCAGAUUGAAAACCUAUUAGCUUAGUGUUAAUCAUUGUAUGAUUUCAUUCACUUUUGUUAGUUUUAAUUAUAAAUAAUAGAUUUGUAUUUAUUCUUAAAGUGAUUUAUUGAAACGUUAUAAUACUGAAAAUUACAAUUGGAUGAAAAUUUAAUAAAAAACAAUGGAGAACCAUGCUGAAGAUAAUACAUAUAACAAUAUAAUGAUUUGAUCGUCGCUCGACUGCACUUAAGCCAAUUACACCAGUAGCUUUGCAGCGGAAGAAGCUUACGGUUACUGCACCAUACAUAUAAUUCAACUUUACCUCUAUUUUAUGUAUUGAAAUAUAAAUUAGAAGAAGUUGGGCAGUGCAGCUCAAGUGUAUAUCUACUGUAUAAGAACAUGUUAUAAAGAAAUAAGAAAAGUGCAUCAAGUAGUCGCGACAAAAACUAAGUUGACAAGUAAAUAAAGAAAACGUUAUGAAAUCGUUAAAA